Messenger RNA from Dryobates pubescens (Downy woodpecker), 1319 nucleotides. It is a transcript of the gene ARF5, whose product is annotated as ADP ribosylation factor 5. Lineage: Eukaryota; Metazoa; Chordata; Aves; Piciformes; Picidae. The coding region runs from base 151 to 693 and encodes 180 amino acids. Gene Ontology annotation, cellular component: plasma membrane; cytoplasm. The record is from RefSeq and is a predicted model, not a curated record. Gene Ontology annotation, biological process: vesicle-mediated transport; intracellular protein transport. The transcript has 6 exons. Gene Ontology annotation, molecular function: GTPase activity; GTP binding.
CGGUGUCUCGGAGCGCGGAGGCGGGGCCUGCGGAGCGCGGAGGCAGUGGCGGUGACAGCGCGGCUCGGCUCGGCCCCGAUCCGGUUUCCCUCCCAGUCCCCUCCCGAUCCCUUCCCGGUCCCCUCUCCGGUCCCCGCCGCUGCUGCCACCAUGGGCCUCACGGUGUCCGCCAUCUUCUCCCGCAUCUUCGGCAAGAAGCAAAUGCGGAUCCUGAUGGUGGGGCUGGAUGCUGCUGGUAAGACCACCAUCCUCUACAAGCUGAAGCUGGGGGAGAUUGUCACCACCAUCCCCACCAUCGGAUUCAACGUGGAGACAGUGGAGUACAAGAACAUUUGCUUCACCGUCUGGGAUGUGGGUGGCCAGGACAAAAUCCGACCCCUCUGGAGACACUACUUCCAAAACACACAGGGUCUCAUCUUUGUGGUGGACAGCAAUGACCGAGAGCGAGUGCAGGAGUCUGCUGAGGAGCUGCAGAAGAUGCUGCAGGAGGACGAGCUGCGGGACGCGGUGCUGCUGGUGUUCGCCAACAAGCAGGACAUGCCCAACGCCAUGGCGGUCAGCGAGCUCACCGACAAGCUGGGGCUGCAGACGCUGCGCAGCAGGACUUGGUACGUGCAGGCAACGUGUGCCACCCAGGGCACGGGGCUGUACGACGGGCUGGACUGGCUGUCCCACGAGCUCUCCAAGCGCUAAGCCUGGCACAGUGGCACGAGGACCAGAUCAGCUGGGCACAUCUCUUCCAACUGCUGUUUGUUUGGUUGUUUUGGGGGGUUGAUUUGGUUUGGUUUUGUUUUGUUUUUUUUUUUCCUUUGGUCUUCUUUAUCUCCCUGGGGUGGGGUGGGAGGGGUGUUUGCUUUUGGUCUGGUUUUGUUUUGGUUGGUUCCUUUCUCCUCAGCUGUGGCCUCGUCUAUCUCUCUCUCUCUCUCUCUCUCUCUCUCUCUCUCUCUCUCUUGUGUUUAUCUGGUAGGACUUGAACCUCAAGGAAGGACUUCUUUGGGCCAGCUCUGUAUCAUGGUGGUCCUUGCCUUCCACCCCCCAGCAGUGCUGGCCUCCCUUCCCCACCUGCAUGUGCUGUUUGAAAGAGCUUGCCCAGACCUUCUCCCUGGGUGGCAUGUCCCCAAGUUGUCCUCACCCAAAGCUGGUGGGGCUGGGACCAGGAAGGAUCCUCCCUUGGUUUUUGUUGGGUUUGGGUUUUUUUUUCUUUCUCCUCCUUGGAUAGACUUUCUUAGACCUCUUCCUCUUGAGGAGGGGAAUGGGUGAUGGCUGAAGAAGGUUGCUGUUGUACAUUGAGUGAUUAAACACCACCACUUCGUACCCUG